This is a messenger RNA of Cajanus cajan (pigeon pea), 1984 nucleotides long. Its product is annotated as protein REVEILLE 7. Gene Ontology annotation, molecular function: DNA binding. Lineage: Eukaryota; Viridiplantae; Streptophyta; Magnoliopsida; Fabales; Fabaceae. The record is from RefSeq and is a predicted model, not a curated record.
UUCUCUUCCCCUUCUCUGCUCACACCUUCUUCCUCAUUCUGUCCUUCUCUUCCGAUUCUUCAUCCGGGGUGCCUUGAUUUUCUCGGAAAGUUUCAUAUUUUCCGAGAAAGUUAACGCUUUUACUGUUGAAUCCAGAUUUCCCGAUUUGGGGUGUCCCAAAUUCCGAGCUGUUUUGUUGUUGGCUGCUGGGGUUGGUCUCUGUGGAGGUUUGGGUGUUUUCUGAGGCAGAGCUGACUCUCUCAUUUUGCUCCAAUGGAGAUGCAGGACCAAAUAGAAAGCAUUAGAUCAACCAUAUUUGGCUCAGCUAGUAACGGCCAUUCCAGUGGUGGAAAGCAAUCUGAAAAUGAUGCUCAUAUACCUUCUGUUGGAAACAGCCAUACCCCCAAGGUGAGGAAACCAUAUACCAUUACUAAACAAAGGGAGAAGUGGACAGAGGAAGAGCAUCAAAAGUUCCUUGAAGCUUUGAAAUUGUAUGGUCGUGGCUGGCGCCAAAUUGAAGAGCAUAUAGGUACCAAAACUGCUGUUCAGAUUCGAAGCCAUGCUCAAAAGUUUUUCUCUAAGGUUGUGAGGGAAUCUGAGGUCAGUGCUGAGAGUUCUAUACAGCCAAUUAACAUACCUCCUCCUCGGCCUAAGAGAAAACCUCUCCAUCCAUAUCCUCGGAAAUCAGUUAACUCUUUCAAAGGACACACCAUAUCAAAUGAAACAGAAAUAUCUCCAUCUACAAACCUGUUAGUUGCAGAGAAAGACACCCCGUCUCCAACCUCAGUGCUAUCUACAGUUGGUUCAGAAGCAUUUGGGUCUGCAUUUUCGGAGCAGACUAACAGAUGCCUUUCACCAAAUUCUUGCACCACUGAUAUUCACUCAGUCAACUUGUCACCUGUCGAAAAGGAAAAUGAUUGCAUGACAUCCAAAGCAUCCGAAGAGGAAGAGAAAGGAUCGCCAGCUUCAGUUCCUUUAUCCACUGUUUCUAACCCAAACACAUGCAUGAAGUCCGAGUUUAGUUCUAAGGACACUGAAUGUUUCAUAGAAGAUGCUGCCAACAUGCCACAAACCACUAGUAUUAAGCUUUUUGGAAGAACAGUCUCUACGAUAGGUAAUCAGAAGUCAAUGAACCUAAAUGAUGAGAAUGGUAAGCCAAUAACUGUAAAGUCUGAUGAAUUGGAUGAUGUGGAGAAUGAAAAGCCUGACCAGUCAGGCGAAUCCAAGCAAGUAGAUACACAAUUGUCGCUAGGCUUUAAUGGUAACUGGCCUUUAACACCUGAUGCUGAUGGAGCUAAUGUGACCAGCAUAGAGCCCCCAAAGGAGAACCUAUGUUUCAGUGAAUGUGCACCUGAUGCAUCAUCAUCUUUGCCGUGUUGGACUUUGUACCAAGGCCUUCCAGCUUUCUACAUGGAGCAUUGCAAUCAGAUCCUAAAUCCCAUGUCUAUUAGGCCCUCUUUGAAAGUAAGAUCAAGGGAGGAGGAAAGUUGUUGCACUGGUUCCAACACUGAAUUAGUUUGUGAGAUGGAAAACCAAAGCAAGAACUCAGAUGUUGUUGACUCUCAGUGUCAAAAAUAUAAUGAGGAAGGAGCUGCACCCAAGAAGCCUUCAAGGGGGUUUGUACCAUAUAAAAGAUGUUUAGCUGAAAGAGAUGGAAAUUCUUUACUUGUUGCCAUGGAAGAGAGGGAGGGGCAACGAGCUCGUGUGUGCUCAUAGCCUUACAUUUCAUUUUUAGAUGUUUCAUAGUUCAUGCUGUUAAUCAGAAAAAAAAAAAAGAAAAAAAAAAGAGAGAGAGAGAGAAAUAAGGACCUGAUUUAGGUAGUUGUGAUCUAAUUGUCUAAUUGACAAGCAUCUGAUUUCCAAUUCUUUUUUCCAUUAUGAUCUUUCUUCUUUCAUUCACCUGAACACUUCAUGUCCAAUAACUCAAGUUCUGGCUUGUAUCUUGUUACAGUUACUUAAACCAGAGACAUAUAGCAGCAACUCUGUCGUCACUGUUUUAUUUCUA